AUGAAUAUUCUCAUCAAAUAUAUGUACACUGUUAAAGCUCACUUCAGUAUUUAUAAUGAAUAUCUAAAUGCAUACAGAAAAAAAAUUAAUCGAAUUCCUUUUUAUAUAAGGAGAACAGCGUCGGACAAUUUACCCGUUUUUCUCAAGUACAAGAAUAACAAAAAUCUCGUCGUGACCGUCAUACGAAAAAUAAAAGGAAACAAGGAGAUUUUGAAAAGGGAAAUUGAGUCCAUUUGCAACACUAAUGUUAUAGAGAAAACAGACUGUUGGUUGAUCAAGGGAAACCAUAAGAAGAAAAUAAAAGACUACUUUAAAUAUAUUGGCUACUGA
Messenger RNA from Plasmodium gonderi, 330 nucleotides. Its product is annotated as 60S ribosomal protein, mitochondrial precursor. The transcript is spliced from 4 exons. NCBI's taxonomy places the organism in Eukaryota, Apicomplexa, Aconoidasida, Haemosporida, Plasmodiidae. Gene Ontology annotation, molecular function: structural constituent of ribosome. Gene Ontology annotation, cellular component: mitochondrial large ribosomal subunit; ribosome. The coding region runs from base 1 to 330 and encodes 109 amino acids. The record is from RefSeq and is a predicted model, not a curated record. Gene Ontology annotation, biological process: translation.